Molecule: messenger RNA, 2243 nt
Organism: Sesamum indicum (sesame)
Lineage: Eukaryota; Viridiplantae; Streptophyta; Magnoliopsida; Lamiales; Pedaliaceae
Source: RefSeq, a predicted model, not a curated record
UCUCCUUAGUCCUUCCUCACUCACCCCCUCUCGAAAUCUUCGAUCGCCGGUACUCGACUAGCGGUCGAUUCUCCGGUGAUCUCCAUUCAGGUGUAGACAUAUAUCCACUCACGAAAAUAUGGAGGCUGAGGCUGAAGGAGGAGGAGGAUCAUCGGGGCUGACGAGGAGGAGAGGGUGCACAUGCACAAAAGACGACUUUCUCCCAGAAGAGUCGUUCAGGAGCUGGAGCAAUUACGUCAAUGCAUUGAAAGAGACUCCAGCUCGGCUAGUUGACCGGGUUCUUACCCGAUCGAAUGAGCAGGGGGAGCUGGAGGUGAAGGCGCGUAGUGAGCAUGAUAUGAAGAAGACGCUCAACUGGUGGGACUUGAUGUGGUUUGGAAUGGGGGCUGUCAUCGGCGCAGGAAUAUUCGUUCUCACUGGGCUCGAGGCCCGUGAUGAGGCCGGCCCCGCAGUCGUCCUAUCCUACGUCGUCUCUGGCACCUCCGCCUUGCUCUCUGUUUUCUGCUACACCGAGUUCGCUGUUGAAAUUCCUGUUGCAGGUGGCUCAUUUGCUUACUUGCGAGUGGAGCUUGGUGAUUUCGUGGCCUUUAUUGCUGCUGGAAACAUUCUUCUUGAGUAUGUAAUUGGUGGUGCAGCGGUGGCGCGUUCCUGGACAUCCUACUUUGCCACACUCUGCAACCACAAGCCAGACGAUUUCCGUAUUCAAGCACAUAAUCUUCCAGACGGCUACAACCAACUUGACCCAAUAUCUAUUGGUAUCAUCAUAUGCGUUUGCAUUCUUGCAGUUAUGAGUACAAAGGGCUCUUCUCGUCUUAACUACAUUGCAUCUGUGAUUCAUAUCAUUGUGAUUGCUUUCAUCAUUAUAUGUGGGCUUAUAAACGCAAGCGUCAAGAAUUACACUCCAUUUGCACCAUUUGGCGUCCGUGGUGUCUUCAAAGCUUCUGCAGUUUUGUUCUUUGCCUAUGUUGGGUUCGAUGCAGUUUCCACCAUGGCCGAGGAAACGAAAAAUCCAGGCAGAGAUAUCCCAAUUGGGCUUGUGGGUUCCAUGGUGAUCACCACACUUAUAUACUGCUUGUUGGCUGUAACUCUGUGCCUUAUGACGCCUUACAAGAGUAUAGAUCCUGAUGCUCCUUUCUCGAGGGCAUUUGAGACGGUUGGUUGGUAUUGGGCUGAAUAUGUAGUUGCAGCAGGAGCCUUGAAGGGCAUGACAUCGGUUCUACUAGUUGGAGCUGUGGGACAGGCCCGUUACCUUACCCACAUCGCCCGUACCCAUAUGAUCCCACCAUGGUUCGCCAAAGUUGAUCCCAAAACGGGAACUCCCAUCAAUGCCACCGUUGCUAUGCUUGCUGCUACUGCAAUCAUUGCCUUCUUCACAAAGCUCGCAAUCUUAUCAGAUUUACUAUCAAUCUCAACACUCUUCAUCUUCAUGCUUGUGUCUGUUGCUCUUCUUGUCCGCAGAUACUAUGUCGAUGGUGAGACAUCCGCAGCAAAUUGCAACAAGCUAGUUGUCUUCAUUUUCCUGAUUCUUGCAUCCUCCGGAGCUACUUCUGGUUACUGGGCAGUCAACGAGGAUGGUUGGAUUGGCUACUGCAUAACCGUGCCCUUAUGGGUAUUAUCCACUGCAGGGCUGGCCUUCUUUGUACCUCAAGCCCGUAAACCCAAGCUUUGGGGUGUUCCAUUGGUGCCUUGGUUGCCAUCAUCAUCUAUCGCCAUUAAUGUUUUCCUCCUUGGUUCAAUAGACAAGGAUUCGUACAUAAGGUUCUUGAUCUGGACAGCAAUGCUCCUGGUUUACUAUUUCAUCUUCGGAUUGCAUGCUUCGUAUGACACUGCCAAGGCCUUUGAGGUGAAAGAAAAGGAGGAAACCGUGUACAUAAUGGCUGAGGCAGGAAAAGAUUCAUCAGCUGAUAAGUCUUCAACUGAGGCAGCUGCAGGUGGAAUCAAGUCGGUCAUAGACUAAGUUCCAACUUUUAUCUAAUAUGUGAACAGAAGGUUUUUCUUUCUUAAGUUUUUAAUUUCCCUUUUAGUCUCUUUUUACUUGAAGAUGCUUUGUUUGAGCUCAGUUCCACAUAGCAGAAACUUGUUAGAUCACUUUCAAGUGCCAAGUAGGAAUAGCAAGUGGACGAAUUUGCCAAAACUCCAGAUUCGAUCCGUCAAGACGUUGGACGCAGUAUCCAACUUGGACCAGGUUAGAAAUCAUGAUUUUAAUUUAUAAAAGUUUUAUUUUUAUGUAUUGUAUAUAAAUA